This is a messenger RNA of Plutella xylostella (diamondback moth), 2175 nucleotides long. It is a transcript of the gene Mapmodulin, whose product is annotated as acidic leucine-rich nuclear phosphoprotein 32 mapmodulin. Gene Ontology annotation, cellular component: nucleus. Gene Ontology annotation, molecular function: histone binding. The record is from RefSeq and is a predicted model, not a curated record. Lineage: Eukaryota; Metazoa; Arthropoda; Insecta; Lepidoptera; Plutellidae.
UUUAUAACAGGAGAAUAUAACAAAAAUAUCUUGGAUAAAAAAUAAUAAAUACGAAAACAACAGUUCAACGAGACCGUAUCCGGCGGAAUAAUGUCGCCGCCAGGCGGCGCCACUGUCGCGCCGUCACUCGUGUAUUGUAGUUCCUUCUGUUUUGAAACCCAAGCUUUGGAGAAUUUGUUCCCUGGAUUUGCUGUAAAAGUGAUCUAAAAGUAUUUAUAAAGUGUAAAUCUACGGAGUAUCUGCAAUGGAAAAACGUGUUGUACUAGAACUACGAGGCAGAAACCCAUCACAGGUGAAGGAGUUGAACCUGGAUAACUGCCGCAGCACCAACAUUGUGGGGCUGACGGACGAGUACACCAGCCUUGAGGUGCUCAGCCUCAACAACGUCGGUCUCACAACACUCAAAGGGUUCCCCACACUCCCAAAGCUGAGGAAACUUGAGCUCUCUGACAACAGAAUAUCCAACGGACUCAACUUCCUUAACGGAUGCAAGAAACUGUCACACUUAAACCUUUCGGGAAACAAAAUCAAAGAUCUGGAGACCCUGAAGCCACUUGAAGAGUUUGAGAACCUCAGAAAUCUGGAUCUGUUCAACAAUGACGUGACGAAUAUUGAUGACUACAGGGUCAAGGUGUUUGCCUUACAUCCUUCUCUCAAAUACUUGGAUGGGUUCGACAAGGAGGAUCGCGAGGGCGAGGACAGCUCGGCGGAGGACGAGGACGACCUGAAUGGGAACAACGACUCCGACGACGAACACGACGGGGACAAUCUGCACACAGACAUGGCAUGUCUGAAUAUUAGCGAUGACACUGUGGCAGAUAGGACCGGCCCGACCCUACCCAUGGCAAUGUACGCAAUAUACGGCCUUCUGUUCACCGUCAACUUGUUGUUCAAGAGACAAAGUUCCGACGGUGAAGACGACGACGACGUGUCACUCAGUGCCGUGUACAAUGAUAACUUAGAGGAGGAGAGCUCAGCGAGCUCGCUGUACGAGGGCAGCGACGUGGAGGAGGAGGAGGACGACGAGGCCGAGGACAAUGAGAACAACGCCGACAACCACAAGACCACAGACGGCGAGAAGGAAACGGACGGCGAGCAGGAGGAGAGCACCCGGGGGAAGAAACGGAAACACGACGAGGAAGAGAACUGAGCCGCGCUGUGAGUGCACCCUGUAUACAGCGCCCGAUGCAUCGGACAAUAAACGUAUCACAACACCAGACUUUCAUACCCAAUGUCCCACAGACCCCUUGUGAGAUCGAGACUAAGCUUCUUGUUAGUGUUAAGUUGUGGACGCGCUGUGAAUAUUAUUGUUUUCUAUCUAUGUUGAUGUCCUCGUGUGGAGCCUGUAGUUUGUUGUCCGAGAAGUUAAUGUUUCAAUUAAAUUUGUAUAUGUAAUAAUACUUUUUUUUAUUCUAUUGACAUACUUAAUCGAGUGUGCAUGACGAUAGUGAUAGAUGCAACUCUCGUGCAGUAGGAAGUAAUGCAAGUGUUCCUUUCCCUCGGUUUAUUUAUUGACUGUAUUCCGCCUGUGCUGUCGAUUACAUGUUUCUCUAAAAUCUCGAGAGUAUUUUUAUAUCUUAGGAGUCGUCUGUCAUUAGGAAAUUGAAUGAUUCAAAGUACAAGGAAAACAAAAAAAGAUUUUUACGAUAUUUCCUAAUAAAGUCACCGCAUACAUUCCCUUUUCUACUCGUUGUUGAGUGAUCACCGGUCCUUGUCAUUCGUUCAUUAGAUGUAAUUCCGAGUCAGUAGUAAAGAACUAGAUUUGUUUUGCAAAACAAAGAAAUCUCAGUAUGUAAUGUGAACCGGCGUCGGCCCAGUGUGCCCGACUAGACACGUAGCGUCCCCACAAGUAGACGCUAAGUAUUACAUAUUCCAAUAAUUAGAUCAAUUUUAAAACAAGCCUUUUGAGUUCACAAAGAGGUAUUUUUCUACAAUCUUUUUAAAUCUUAAAUAUAUGAAUGCACUUAUAAGAAUAUUCAAUAAUAAUGAAAUAUUUGGUUGAUGCAUCACGGCGUCAGAGCCAGAGUUUGUUGAAGAGAGUUUUAGUUAAUAAUUUUAUUGUAAUAUGUAAGUCAUUAAGUUUAAGUAAUUUACAACUUGGCCUGUUGAUAUAUAUUAUAUAAUCCUAAUAAGAUUUUUUUAUUUCCGGGAUUGUAAAAUAAAAACUUAAACAUA